CUAUCGAGUAUCGACUGCUGUGGAUUUCAUUGAGUAAAUAUUUUUUUGUCUUUGAGGCUAAGUUCUGCUCUGUUCAGCGUCACCAGUGCGUGAUCGGACAGUUUUCGCCAAAAACCGCCUGAUAAUUGUCAAUACUUCUUUUUCUGCACGUACUUGUGGAAAGAACGUAGAAAAUGUCGAAGUGUCGCCAAAACUACCAUGACGAAACCGAAGCUGGGAUUAACAAACAAAUCAAUAUUGAGCUGUUUGCUCAUUAUUCUUAUCUAGGCCAUGGCUGCAUUCUAUGAUCGUGAUGAUGUUGCUCUGAAGGGUUUUUCAAAGUUCUUCAUGGACUCUGCUAAGGAAGAGCAUGAACAUGCUGACAAACUCAUAAAAUAUCAACAUUUGCGUGGGGGUAAAGUUGUAUUCCAACCAAUUGAUCGCCCUGCACAGGAUAGUUGGGAUACUACACUUGCUGCAAUGGAAUAUGCCCUUAACAUGGAAAAACAAGUUAACCAGGCUUUGCUUGAUUUGCACAGAGUGGCUGACAGCCACAAUGAUUCUCACCUGACAAAUUUCCUAGAAGAAGAAUAUCUCAAAGAGCAAGCAGAAUCUAUCAACAAAUUAGCAAAGUUUGUCACCAAUUUACAUCGUGUUGGGGAUGGCUUGGGUGUUUAUAUUUUCGAUAAGGAAUUACAAGAAUAAUCUAAGAAUUGCACUACAAUGUGCAAUUUUUUUUCAGCAGUACAGUGCUGUCUGAACACUUUUCAUUAACAAGGCUGUAGCUUAUGAUAUGUAUCUUAACUUUACUUCAUUACACUUUACUUAAAUAUAAAAAAAAAUAAAAACAGA
Daphnia magna is the source of this 831-nucleotide messenger RNA. RefSeq names its product soma ferritin. Lineage: Eukaryota; Metazoa; Arthropoda; Branchiopoda; Diplostraca; Daphniidae. Gene Ontology annotation, biological process: intracellular iron ion homeostasis; iron ion transport. Gene Ontology annotation, molecular function: ferrous iron binding; ferric iron binding. The transcript has 3 exons. The record is from RefSeq and is a predicted model, not a curated record. Bases 271 to 684 code for a protein of 137 amino acids. Gene Ontology annotation, cellular component: cytoplasm.